AUGUUCAGCUUCAGCUAUCCCAACGGCGAACCUCAGACCCCGACGAGGACUCCCACGACGGCCGCCUUUGACUCGUUUACGACUCCGAAACUCGAGUCCAGUUUCUUUGACCCUCGAGUCACCUGGGAUACCGCCGACCCGUAUGCUUCUAGUCCUGAGUUCCUCCGCUCUCCGCACAAGCUCGGUAUCAAUUCCUCGUCCAAUGUUUUCAGAGCGGAAACCUCUGCAGAUAGUAGAGAUGGACGGGGCUCGGAAAAUACCGAUACGGCUAGGAGGAUUCGCCCUUUGAAGCCUAUGCCCGCUGUCGGUGAAGACGGUCCGAGGACGGUGGAUUCGGCCAAAUCUGCGGCAUCCAUGCAAACCCCGCCGCCAACCAGUGCGUCAAGACGGAAGAUCCCCGAUUUUGAGUCGAUGGGCAGUGUUGGGAGAGGGACCACACCGCGGGUGGGCAAUCAUUUAGAGACCCCGAGUCGUCUCCUGGGGGUAUCCCCUCGACUGUUCGGCAAUCUGCAGUCUUCGCCAGAUCUGUUCCAACUCGCAUCUCUCGAUCCUGCGGGGUCUCCCUUCUUCCCACAACAACGGCUGUUUUGGGACCAAGAGCAGGAGCCGUCAGUAAAUGGACUGCCGUCCCUAGUCUCGGGUAGAGGCAAUGCUCACGUGGAACGAUCGCCGACUCAUGCCUCUAUACACACGAACAUCCCACAACUACCCGCCAUCGAUGGCUCCAUGGAUCUACCUGAAUUCAGCAGCGGUGGAUUUGGGAUCUCCUCCGCUCCUCCUCCUACCGAUGCUGCUCUGUUUCCCGCUCCUUUUUCGACAUCCCCGCGUAUCCCCGUUGCCAAGGCCGAGGACCCAGCGAUGUUUUUGAGCUCCCCUGCCCGACGGUUUGGUGGGCCUCAAAUCACGCCGGAAAGGCGGCCUGGGAUGAGACAGCCUUAUCACCACCAGAUAGAAGAAUCGAAACGAGAUGAACUUCGUCGGGCUCAGGGCUAUGAAGGCCAACGUCCGGGAUCAUUCUCGAGCUUCUCAGGAGACGAUGAGGAUGAUGAGUUCACACCCCGUGGCCGGCCAGGACUGACUCGGAGUGUGACCCAUACCGCCAUCACGAGCUCUUCCCAUCGUCCACUCAGUCGGUCCAGCGGUAUUAUGGCCACGACGAGUGGAAUUCGCAAGAGUCCUUCCAAGGGCCGGUCCUCGCCCGUCAAAACCAUGAGACCGGCACCGUUAGGUCGGUCGAAUUCCAUCGCCACGGGCAUGCCCACUCGUUCGCAGUCGGUGGUGUUGAAAAUUGGCAAGGAUGGUCGAGCCAAGGCCGAAAUGCAGUCCCUUGAUGAGGGUCCCACGGGGUUGACUGAUCCGUUGACGGGCAUGGACCUGGAUGGUUCUGCCACCGAGAGCGAAGCUGACCCUGCUGAGUACUCUGAAUAUCCGGUUCUGCCUCGCCCACAGUCCUCCUCAUACGGUCUCUUUGACGGCGGUCGGCCAUCCUUCUCCCGUAGUGACUCUGGUUCUCGUCCUCCUUCUAAGGGAUCCUAUGCGUCUACAGUGGGUUCAUCCCACUCGGGACGGAUGUCUCCUUGGGCUGGCUCCUCGCGAGGGGUCUCUAGUCGAUCCACCUAUCGGGGCUCUCCCGAGGCGAUGAAGCGGACGCCAAGCAAGCGGCAUUCAUCCCUGCUACAUUCGGACGCUACAUAUACCCGGGGUAGCGUUGCCUCUCAGACAUUACCGGGCGAAGAGGAUGACAGCGGUGAUGCCACUCAUGCACUUCGACAGGUACUGAAAGAGCGCGGCCGGGGUGCCAGGCCUUCUACUGGUGGUGGCUACGGGGCUCGUCUUCCACGUGCUGCUACCUUUGCUCAUUUACGCUCCUCCCCUCCUCGACUACACAGCGAUUUUGAUAUCCACCCAUCUCAUCAUUCCAACAACUCUCCCACCACCUUGACGGACCCCGACCUGGCGACUCCCAGCACCGACCGCCAUAGCAAUCCCAGCAACGGCACACGGUGCGUUUGCAAUUCGAUGGAUAAUGGCGGCCAUCUCAUGAUUCAAUGGUAA
Penicillium daleae is the source of this 2055-nucleotide messenger RNA. RefSeq names its product PHD finger domain protein. The transcript has a single exon. The coding region runs from base 1 to 2055 and encodes 684 amino acids. NCBI's taxonomy places the organism in Eukaryota, Fungi, Ascomycota, Eurotiomycetes, Eurotiales, Aspergillaceae. The record is from RefSeq and is a predicted model, not a curated record.